UUUCGAAUUACAAAAUAGUUUCAACAAUGCCUCAAGAAAUGAAUGUUUUGUGUUGUUAUUCCUGCAAAAUGUAUCAAGUACAUAUAGUGAAAAAAGCACGUAAAUGGCAGUGCAAGUUGUGCAAUGCAAAGCAAUCUGUAAAGCAGAUAUAUUUUCAAGGAUCUGGCAAAGAUUGUCGUCUUCACGUUCAGCAUUUGAAUUAUUUGAAGACAACUGACACGUCAUUUUUCUUACCUCCUGAACAAGAGAACAGUUACAAUGACGCAACAAGUGCUGCUGAAGAAUUAGAUAUUGAUCAACCUAUUGAAAAUAAACAGGCAAAAGAUCUAGACUCACCGAAGAAAGAAAGUUCAUCUUCUGAUACAGAAGAUUCCUCGUUUAAUGAUAUCCAUGAGGUUGAAGAUACGAUAACAAAUGAGAAAUCUCUAAGUAAUGCUGUAAAUAAUGAUUCAUGUACUUUCCAAGACACUCUAGAUGAUUGUUGCGAUUCAGACAAUGAUGCGUGUGAUCUAGAUAAUUUUGGAAGUAAAGAUAUUGCCAAUGAGACAGAGAACCUAUAUUCUACAGGUGUUAAUUAUAAUCCUAGUAUCGAAGAUAAAUGCACUUUGCAAGAUAGCGACAAAUCAAGCAAAGAUCAUAAUGAUGCUAUUAACAUUUUUGAAACCUACGACGAAUUAGAUGACCCUCUUAUUUAAUUUUCUUGAAUAAUUCGUAGAAUGUUCCUGUCUUUAAUAAAAGAUAACGCCGGAACUAUAUAUUUGAAUUAAAUAUAAAUGAAUUAUUUUCCUGAAAAGUA
Molecule: messenger RNA, 796 nt
Organism: Vollenhovia emeryi
Lineage: Eukaryota; Metazoa; Arthropoda; Insecta; Hymenoptera; Formicidae
Product: UPF0544 protein C5orf45 homolog
Exons: 3
Coding region: 27-695 (222 amino acids)
Biological process (GO): mitotic G2 DNA damage checkpoint signaling; intracellular protein transport; endoplasmic reticulum to Golgi vesicle-mediated transport
Cellular component (GO): COPII vesicle coat; nucleus
Molecular function (GO): chromatin binding; zinc ion binding
Source: RefSeq, a predicted model, not a curated record